AUGCAUUCGUCGUGGUUUUCAUACCCUAUUUCGAGACCAUAUCCAUUUCGAUGGUUUACACCAGUCACCUUAGUCGGAGGUUUGGUUCUAGCAGUCAUCUUCACCUUGAUCAACCUGGGCUCUAGUGGCUUCUACUUAAAGUCCGAGUUCACGUCGGAUCCUAACAGCACAAUUUCUGGCAAAACAGAGUGGUUUAUGAAACCACCGUUUACCUGGGAAAACAGCCUUGAGCCGAAAUGCGAACCCAAGAUGUUGUCGGUUGGAGAUAGCUUCUUCACCAGCGGGUUGGGAUUCCAAUACACAGUCAAGUCACUCAAGCGCGUCAACGAUAGUGACGAAUCGGUGGAAACCUUCCCGUCGAUCCCUUACUUGAACAAUACCCUCGAAGGCUGUUUCCUUGACCGAGCAUCUCUCAAACUCAAAAAGUCCGACGCUAUCGGGUCCCGGACGUGGUGGAUUUCCUGGUCCGCCGCCUCGUCUGUCGAGGCAACAGCGGCGUGUAGCGUCAUGACGCAGCUUGGCCGUGUCAACAUCUCGCUUGCUUUGCAGUAUUCGGGAGGAGCUGACCAUCUUUAUGGGUACAUUCUCGAGGAUAGCCCCAUCGAACACGCCAGCACCUGGUGGGGGACUAGGCUACUCAAUGCCUACCUUGCCGGAGUCUGGCAAAUCAUGUCACUCACGCAACAGGUUGCUGAUGCAAAGGAAGACCAUUAUUGGGCCUUUGGAGACAUCCUAUACAUUCGAAAUCUGUCUGAACAAGACAUCCGGACUAUAGACUUUUUCAGAUCUGACGCGUGGAUCGCCUCUUCGCAUGGGAGGAUUGUAACUACCAGUAUGGUGACUGUGGGCUCGCCUUUUGGCUUUGCUAACGACUUCUCAGAUACCAAGAACUUGACCUAUCUAUUUGAGAAUCCCAAGGAUCCUUUGUCGCCUGUUGCGACAGAAGGGCUUCACUACGCCAAGCUCCUACACUCCCUCGUCUCAAUCGACCUGGGCAACUGCCAGGCGCCGAACCUACUUUUAAACGAUAAUGACCUCAAGUAUGCCAUCGACGCCCCGGAGUCACCGAACAGAAAGCCAAAGAAGGACCUUGACUACCGGACAGGGAAGUAUAAGGGCAGCAUGGACCGAUACAGCAAAAUACCUCGUCCAAAUACAUUUUACAACAAGAACCUCACGUUUCUCGAUGAGGCAUACGAUGAGUUCAGGCCUCUUACGGGGAAGCUCGGUUGUCAGAACUCGACCAUUGUUGCGCAAUAUCUCUGCUCUGUUCCCAAGAGCAAGAGCGCCGGUACCAUGAUUUUGGCGAUUGUCAUCGCAAAUCUGGUUUUCCUGCAGGCAGCUUGGAGGCUUUUGGGUUUGGUAGCACAGGGGAUGUUGCCAAAUGCGGAUCCGGAGGCUAUGAUAUGUGAAGGUUGUUUGAAAGGCAAUUAUGCAAUGGAACAAGUCUCGAGUCGGUCAGUUAGUCGGCUUGGCGGCACUGACUCUGGCAAUGAGAGUACAGUGCAACUGGUACCACGAUAG
Molecule: messenger RNA, 1524 nt
Organism: Fusarium keratoplasticum
Lineage: Eukaryota; Fungi; Ascomycota; Sordariomycetes; Hypocreales; Nectriaceae
Exons: 4
Coding region: 1-1524 (507 amino acids)
Source: RefSeq, a predicted model, not a curated record